Messenger RNA from Didymodactylos carnosus, 291 nucleotides. Lineage: Eukaryota; Metazoa; Rotifera; Eurotatoria; Philodinida; Philodinidae. The record is from the annotation of a GenBank genome assembly.
AUGUAUCCUCAAAACCCAACGGAAGUACCUAUUCCGGUGCCAUCAUCAACUCCAAUGAAAGAUCGUCGUUGGCUUUCCGCAGUUCCAUUAAUUGCUGUUUGCUGUCUCGUGUUAGUGGGUUUGCUAUUAGCAGCAACUAUUGUUUUAGCCUUGAUACCUCUGUAUCUACCAAAACGUGGUAGUGGAACAGUAGCAGUUCAAGUUAAUCAAAGGGCAUUUGUCUCACCAGCUGAUAUUGAAGAACCCAUCGAAAAACACGAUGAACAGUGUUCGUGCUAUAUCUCUUCAUAA